AUGAUGAGGCGCAGAUACUUGGCGAUGCGGGUGACGGGCUCUUCAAGCGCCCUGCCUCUCGAUAUUGAAUGGGACUUGUCUCUUCACCCCCAGACCCUCCUCGCCCUCUCUCGGUACUUUGCUGGAUCGAAUUUACUCAACACCAAGAGCGGACAGGCUGUUGUGGUUAACACCGUGGAGGGUUAUGCCCGGACGCGUUGGCUUGAUGUACAUUGCGAGAGUUUCGGGUCCAACAAGGGCAAAGCGACGAUGACAUCGCUAUCGGAAUUGAAGCACAAGGAUCGGUACAAGGGCGUCCGGCCGAUUACGAUGGGAGCGUACGAUGGACAGCGAUUGGUGAUUGGGACUGCUGUUGCGGAUCUCCUGAGUGUCGUAGUGGGGGAGAGGAUCAACCAGGAGGAUGAUCUCGAGAAUUGGUGUGUCGACAGGAUCGGGAUUGUUUAUCAGUUGCGGCAGCUGAAGACAAAGUUCCAAGAGCCAUCAACUUACCUGUUCAGCCGCGCGUCGGAACCUCUGACGAAUAUGCACCCGUGCAUGCCAUACACUACCUACACCGUCUUUGUCAGGAUUGAAGUCGAAUGA
Messenger RNA from Linnemannia hyalina, 582 nucleotides. The record is from the annotation of a GenBank genome assembly. NCBI's taxonomy places the organism in Eukaryota, Fungi, Mortierellomycota, Mortierellomycetes, Mortierellales, Mortierellaceae.